AUGUCAUCAGAAUCAUCAAUCUCAUACGCUGCAUUGAUCUUAGCUGACGCUGAGCAAGAAAUCACCUCCGACAAAUUGUUGGCCAUCACCAAAGCCGCCGGUGCUCAAGUUGAUUCCAUCUGGGCUGAUGUUUUCGCCAAGGCCUUGGAAGGUAAAGACUUAAAAGAAUUGUUGUUCUCUUUCGCUGCUUCUGCUCCAGCUAGUGGUGCUGCCGCUGGUGGUGCUGCCGCUGGUGCUGCCGAUGCUGGUGCUGCUCCAGCUGAAGAAGCCAAGGAAGAAGAAGAUAAAGAAGAAUCCGAUGAUGAUAUGGGAUUCGGUUUAUUCGAUUAA
Molecule: messenger RNA, 330 nt
Organism: Lodderomyces margitis
Lineage: Eukaryota; Fungi; Ascomycota; Pichiomycetes; Serinales; Debaryomycetaceae
Gene: RPP1B
Product: ribosomal protein P1 beta
Exons: 1
Coding region: 1-330 (109 amino acids)
Biological process (GO): translational elongation; cytoplasmic translation
Cellular component (GO): cytosolic large ribosomal subunit; ribosome
Molecular function (GO): protein kinase activator activity; ribonucleoprotein complex binding; structural constituent of ribosome
Source: RefSeq, a predicted model, not a curated record